AUGAGCAAGUUUAAGCCCCAACUCCCAGGGAGUCGACCAGGAUGUAAUCGCCAUGGCGAGAAGCGUCAUUCAAAACAUCGUGAUUACUCACUAUCUUCCGAAUCUUCUGAUGGAAUGUACGCGGUUAAGCACGAAGCCCACUGUCCUCUCUAUUCCCCAUCAAUUCCUUCAUCCGAUUCAGAAACCUCAACCAUGUCCUUUGAACAAGAAUAUUACCAGUUGAUGAAGCACAAACGUGACCCGAGGAGCAAAAAUCGGCCAAGACAUCGUUCUACUUCGCCAAAGGGUAUGCCUAGUCAAGGUCGAAAACUAAAUCCUCCUCGUAUAAAUGUCAAUUAUCAAGAAGAUUGUCCAAUACAUAGAAGGCAACCCCCAAAGAAUACAUCAAGAGUGGAACGGAAAGCUAGAUCAUCUACCGCAAAACCGACUGCUCGGCCUGAUAAACACUCUAAAUCAAGUCAACAGCGAGGUAAUUUCAGCACACGAUCUUCAUCUUCUGGCACAUCUACAAGUUCAAGUUCUAGUUCUCAGCACAGUUUUUCAAACUUCAAACAGAGUCCACGGAGGGGCCAUAAAGGAAGAUCUCCUUCUAGUAGCUCGUCAGAAUCCAGUCAGGAUUCAUCCUGCCCAAAUUGCAAACACAGUGGCAAAGGUCGAAGAUCAUCUCAUCCGCGUAAUCUAACUCCUCAGCGGCGAAAUAAUAUACCAAUGGGUCCUCCGACUUCUCCAAUAAUGAUAUUCGAACACAAUAAGGAUUGUCCAUAUCGAUAUGACUCACGAAAGAACAGCAAAUCUGGCCGUAAUUUCAUGCCCGCAAUUUUAAUUCAAUCAGCAGGAAAACCAAGAAAAUCUUCAAGACGUAGAUCUUCUUCAAGUUCUUCAAGCUCAGGCUUCGAACAGGAUUAUCGCCAAAAACAUGUUAAAAAGAGCUCGAAGCCAAAAUCACAUCCCCAGCAGCACAAAAAGAAAAAGUCCAAGUCUCGACCAAGGGCAAAGUAG
This is a messenger RNA of Rodentolepis nana, 999 nucleotides long. Lineage: Eukaryota; Metazoa; Platyhelminthes; Cestoda; Cyclophyllidea; Hymenolepididae. The record is from the annotation of a GenBank genome assembly.